AUGGCGGAGCGGGCGCCGGAGCCCGAGGCGGAGGCGGAGGCUGAGGCGGGAGCGGGCGGGGAGGUAGCCGCCGAGGAGGGCGCGGCGGGCCGCAAGGCGCGGGGCCGCCCGCGGCUCACGGAGUCGGACCGGGCCCGGCGGCGGCUCGAGUCCCGGAAGAAGUACGACGUGCGGCGCGUGUACCUGGGCGAGGCGCACGGGCCCUGGGUGGACCUGCGGCGCCGCAGCGGCUGGAGCGACGCCAAGCUCGCCGCCUACCUCAUCUCGCUGGAGCGCGGCCAACGUAGCAGCCGCCACGGGAAGCCUUGGGAGCAAGUCCCCAAAAAGCCAAAGCGGAAGAAAAGGCGGCGACGCAACGUGAACUGCCUGAAGAACGUGGUGAUCUGGUACGAGGACCACAAGCACCGCUGCCCCUACGAGCCGCACCUCGCCGAGCUGGACCCCACCUUUGGCCUGUACACCACGGCUGUGUGGCAGUGCGAGGCUGGGCACCGCUACUUCCAAGACCUGCACUCGCCCCUGAAGCCGCUCAGCGACUCAGACCCUGAGAGUGACAAAGUGGGCAAUGGCCUGGUGGCCGGCAGCUCUGACUCGUCCAGUUCCAGCUCCGGCUCCGACUCUGAGGAGCCCCCCGAGGGCCAGCAGGCCAAGGCGACAGUGGCAAUGGCUGCAGUUACCCCCACCAGCCCAGCGGGCAGCAGCGGGCUCAUCACACAGGAGGGCAUGCACAUCCCCUUCGAUGUCCACCACGUGGAGAGCCUGGCUGAGCAGGGCACCCCACUGUGCCCCAACCCGGCCAGCAGCGGGCCUGAAGCCCUGGAGACAGUGGUGUGCGUGCCAGUGCCCGUGCAAGUGGGCCCGGGCCCUAGCACCCUCUUUGAGAACGUGCCCCAGGAGGCACUGGGUGAGGUGGUGGCCAGCUGUCCCAUGCCAGGCAUGGUGCCCGGUUCGCAGGUGAUCAUCAUUGCCGGCCCCGGCUAUGAUGCCCUCACGGCCGAGGGCAUCCACCUCAACGUGGCAGCAGGCAACGGUGCCCCCGGAGGGGGCCUGGGUGACGAGGUGCCCUGCGCCAUGAUGGAGGGUGUGGCCGCCUACACCCAGACAGAGCCAGAGGGCAGCCAGCCCAGCACCAUGGACCCCGCCGCCAUGACAGGCAUUGAGACCAAGAAAGAGAAGGAGGACCUGUACGUGCUCAAGAAGGAGGAGAAGGAGGAACCAGUGGCCCCAGAACUGACAGAGCUGGCUGCGACGGUGCCUGAGAGCGCAGAGCCCGAGGCAGAGGCAGACGGGGAGGAGCUGGACGGCAGCGACAUGUCAGCCAUCAUCUAUGAGAUCCCCAAGGAGCCCGAGAAGAGGCGGCGAAGCAAGCGAUCGCGGGUGAUGGACGCCGAUGGCCUGCUUGAGAUGUUCCACUGCCCUUACGAGGGCUGCAGUCAGGUCUACGUGGCCCUCAGCAGCUUCCAGAACCACGUCAACCUUGUGCAUCGGAAAGGGAAGACCAAGGUGUGCCCUCACCCCGGCUGUGGCAAGAAGUUCUAUUUAUCCAACCACCUUCGGCGGCACAUGAUCAUCCACUCAGGUGUCCGUGAAUUCACCUGUGAAACCUGCGGCAAGUCCUUUAAGAGGAAAAACCACCUGGAGGUGCACCGGCGCACGCACACAGGCGAGACGCCUCUGCAGUGCGAGAUCUGUGGCUACCAGUGCCGACAGCGCGCGUCGCUCAACUGGCACAUGAAGAAGCACACGGCCGAGGUGCAGUACAACUUCACGUGCGAGCGCUGCGGGAAGCGCUUCGAGAAGCUGGACAGCGUCAAGUUCCACACGCUCAAAAGCCACCCGGACCACAAGCCCGCCUGAUCCACCCAACCACUGAACGCCCCUAUUUAUUCAUCCGAUCGGACACCAUGCCCGAGUCUGCCAGGGCCGGGACAGCCGCGGCCAGCCGCCAGGACCUCGGGCCAGAAGGAGGCGCCCCUGCCCCGCUCCAGGGCUGGGCCCUCAGGGCAGGUCCCCCCCCACCCCGCCCGAGUUUUGGAGCUGGCACUUGGGGCUGCACUGCUGGGACUGUGUCAAGAGAGCAGAACGAGAUUAAAGAGCGAGAAAGGAGCUGCUCUUCCCCUAGGCCUGGAUGAUUGGGGGAAGGUGGGCCCCUCUCUGUCUCCAACCUGCUUCCUUCCCGAGCAAGGCGGGGGCAAGGGCAGAUGCCCCUACACACCAGGCAGCGCUCCUGCCCUUUCCUGUCAACCUCCGCUCUGCCUCGGCUACCUGGGCCUGGCAACCCUAAACACCCCCUCCUCUGACAGGGUCAGUUGUGGAAGGUUGGGGGCCCUGGAGGCUACUGAACAUCUCCCAGGUAUCAGGAUCCUGACUCCCUCUCCUAAUCCCUCAUAGAACAGUCAUUCCUCAUCCUCAGAGAGCUCAGGAAGCAGUUGGGGAGAUGUCCAGUAAACCCCUAAGUAAAAC
Molecule: messenger RNA, 2463 nt
Organism: Balaenoptera ricei (Rice's whale)
Lineage: Eukaryota; Metazoa; Chordata; Mammalia; Artiodactyla; Balaenopteridae
Gene: ZNF653
Product: zinc finger protein 653
Exons: 9
Coding region: 1-1857 (618 amino acids)
Biological process (GO): regulation of transcription by RNA polymerase II
Cellular component (GO): nucleus
Molecular function (GO): transcription coregulator activity
Source: RefSeq, a predicted model, not a curated record